GUUUUCUGCUUUCACCUUCAGGAAUCCAAACGUACGAUGUCUGAAACCGCACCUGCCGUGCCUCCUGCCCCUUCUGCCGCGGAGAAAACGCAGGUCAAGAAGAAGGCCCGCAAGUCGGCAGGUGCCGCCAAGCGCAAGGCGUCCGGGCCCCCGGUGUCCGAGCUCAUCACCAAGGCCGUCGCCGCCUCCAAGGAGCGCAGCGGCGUGUCCCUGGCCGCGCUCAAGAAGGCGCUCGCGGCCGCCGGCUACGACGUGGAGAAGAACAACAGCCGCAUCAAGCUGGGCCUCAAGAGCCUGGUGAGCAAGGGCACCCUGGUGCAGACCAAGGGCACCGGCGCCUCGGGCUCCUUCAAGUUCAACAAGAAGGCGGCCUCGGGGGAAGCCAAGCCCAAAGCCAAGAAAGCGGGCGCGGCCAAGCCCAAGAGGGCCUCAGGGGCGGCCAAGAAACCCAAGAAGGCCGCGGGGGCGAGCACCCCCAAGAAGAGCGCCAAGAAGACCCCCAAGAAGGCCAAGAAGCCCGCGGCAGCGGCUGUCGCUAAGAAAGUGGCCAAGAGUCCGAAGAAGGCGAAGGCUGCCAAGCCCAAGAAGGCUGCCAGGAGUCCAGCCAAGCCCAAAGCCCCGAAGCCCAAGGCAGCCAAGCCUAAAGCGGCCAAGCCCAAGAAAGUGGCCGCCAAGAAGAAGUAAGCGAAUAUGGAACAGUUUAGAAUCUUUAAAGGCUCUUUUCAGAGCCACCCCCAGACCUCAGUAAAAGAGCUGUUGCACUCUGCAGUGUAAGGGGGCGUGGCGGGAAGAACCAGUCCCCGGACCAUGGGCGGCACCUACCGGGACACUAGUUAAACGCAGUCGGGCCUUUGAAAACUGUUCUCAGUGCGGUUAGAAACUCUGGGAUACUAUUUUGAGCACUAUUUCGACAUUAGUUGGCCCACACUCCACACGGUGCAAUAAGGGGGAGUAUAAGUUGGGCCAUAGCUUAUUUAAAAAUGUUACCCAGGGACCAUGUGCUUGGGGGAUGCUAGUGUUAUGUACUAUAUACCCACCUCAAAAAGAUUUGACACUGCACGGACCACUGGCAUUCCUCUUAGAUUGUUACAAAAGUACUUAAGCCACCAAGUCUAUUGAUAGAAAACCAAGAGACUAGGGAAUAAAGAAGGCAUUUCAAAGGUCACUGUAGUCCAGCAUAAUGCAGAAAUCCUGGUUCUUUCCAUUAGGUUGGUUAGCUGUAGCAGGAAUAAUGCGCAUCUCAUCAAGAACCCCUUGCACACCAGCUGCAGCAUCUAGGAAGUCAAAACGAGAUGAGACACCCUUCCCAAUGUAGGAAGUUUCACUAGCCAGUAAGAAGCUAUCUACACACAAACCGAAAGUUACAGUUUUUCCACGAAAGUUUCACCUACUCAAGGUUAAGAAAAAAUACUUUUGCUUGAAGAGGAUUAUAAAUAGAUUCUGGUAGCCUAGUCUAGACGUUCUGAUUGGGUCGAGACAAAGUACUGAAGCAGCCAAUGAAAAGCU
Zalophus californianus (California sea lion) is the source of this 1506-nucleotide messenger RNA. Its product is annotated as histone H1.4-like. The transcript has a single exon. Gene Ontology annotation, biological process: nucleosome assembly. Gene Ontology annotation, cellular component: nucleosome. NCBI's taxonomy places the organism in Eukaryota, Metazoa, Chordata, Mammalia, Carnivora, Otariidae. Bases 37 to 684 code for a protein of 215 amino acids. Gene Ontology annotation, molecular function: structural constituent of chromatin; DNA binding. The record is from RefSeq and is a predicted model, not a curated record.